Molecule: messenger RNA, 1711 nt
Organism: Lathyrus oleraceus (garden pea)
Lineage: Eukaryota; Viridiplantae; Streptophyta; Magnoliopsida; Fabales; Fabaceae
Product: SCY1-like protein 2 A
Exons: 1
Coding region: 1025-1711 (228 amino acids)
Source: RefSeq, a predicted model, not a curated record
GAGAGAUGAGAGACAUUGUAAAAUAUGCCAUAUGACAUUUGAGCUUGAUUUUGACCUGGAAGAAAAAUAUGCAAUCCAUAUAGCAAUGUGCAGGGAGAAAGAAGACAGCAGUACAUUUCCAAAUCAUAAAGUCUUGUCAUCACAGAUUCAAUCGUUGAAAGCUGCAACUUAUGCAAUUAAGUUUGUUAUGCCUGAAGACGCACUUGUUGGUGCUUGGAGGAAGUCUGCUCGUAAUCUAUGGAUUAAGAGGCUUAGACGCACCUCGACAUUAGUGGAGCUUUUGCAGGUUCUUGCUGAUUUUGUUGGUGCCAUCCAUAAGGGCUGAUUAUUUCAGUGCAAAUUUCCAGACGGUGUAAUUGAAGAAACUGUUACAUCUUUUGCAUCAAUGCCCCAUACUUCAUCUGCUUUUUCCUUGUGGUUGGUGAAGUUAGAUGCCAUUAUUGAUCCUUACCUGGACAGAGUUCAAACUCAGAAGAAACAGGGAAUUGGUAAGCAAGAUUCUGUGGAUAGGGAGUCUAUAUAUGACGUUGAAGACUCUAUUUUUCCACUUCAGCCAUCAAUUAAUUACACUGCUCCUGAGAUGGUGAGGAGCACUGCAUCUUCAUCUGGCUGAUAUUAUGAUAUUUCCAAUUUUGGAUGCCUUGCCUACCAUUUAACUGCUCGCAAGCCUCUGUUUGACUGCCACAACAAUGUGAAGAUGUACAUGAAUACCUUGACUUACUUAUCCAGUGAUGCUUUCUCAUCUAUACCAUCGGAACUGGUUCCUGACUUGCAUAGGAUGCUCUCUUUAAAUGAAUCUUUCAGGCCAACUGCAAUGGAUUUUACAGGUUCACAGUUUUUUCGAAAUGACACUAGGUUACGUGCUCUGCGCUUCUUGGACCACAUGCUUGAAAGAGAUAACAUGCAGAAGUCAGAGUUCUUAAAAGCCUUGUCAGAUAUGUGGAAAGAUUUUGAUUACCGUGUUUUGUGAUACAAGGUCCUUCCACCACUUUGUGCAGAACUUUAGAAUGUAGUGAUACAGCCAAUGAUUCUACCGAUGGUUCUAACCAUUGCGGAGUCUCAGGACAAGGAUGAUUUUGAGCAAUCAACACUUCUAGCCCUUGUCCCUGUCUUAAGCACUGCUUCUGGUGACACAAUGCUACUGCUUCUGAAGCAUGCUGAGCUAAUAAUAAACAAGACUACUCAAGAACAUUUAAUUUCACAUGUUCUUCCAAUGAUUGUUCGGGCCUAUGUUGAUAAUGAUGCACGUUUACAACAAGGGGUCCUGAAAAAGUCUGUAUCCCUCGCCAAACGACUUGAUUCCCAGCUGGUGAAACAAGUGAUUUUACCCCGUGUUCAUGGACUAGCACUCAAAACAACGGUUGCCGCGGUUAGAGUCAAUGUGUUGUUGUGCCUAGGAGAAAUGGUUAACCGACUUGAUAAACAUGUUGUCCUAGAAAUCUUGCAAACUAUUCAACGUUGUACUGCUGUUGAUCAUUCACCUCCAACCCUUGUAUGUACCCUUGGGGUUGCAAAUUCUAUUUUUAAGCAGUAUGGAGUAGAAUAUGUUGCUGAACAUGUUCUUCCAUUGCUUAUGCCACUCCUGACUGCUCAACAACUCAAUGUUCAACAGUUUGCCAAAUAUAUGCUUUUUGUCAAGAACAUCCUCCACAAGACCUUGCCCUGCGAAAGUGUUUCAUCCCAAAUCUGCAACACAAUACACACGAGUUAA